AUGUCUGCUAGCCCCGUCAUUUCUGCCAUGACACCCCCCACUCCCGUCGUUCAAGAAGGCAACGAGAUCACCGUCACUCGCGCCAUUUCUUCGAACAUCCGAAUCAUCGUCGUUGGUACAAAUACCACCGACAUGGAUCAAAUCGCCAACGCCGCGGUGAAUGCAAUCGGCCAGAUGGCUGGCGCUUCCGCCGCAAACCUAGGUAGCCGCAACCACCACGAGGGAAAUCCUCGAGAUGACGCCAACUCCGUUCUGAAGGCGGUAUUUCUGCCUUCAGACGGCCCGAUGGCGUCCCGGAUGGCAGCGUGCCUCAAUGCCGCCAUUGUCGACGGUAACCUCACCCUCUGUAACCAGUUUGGUGACAACAUUCCCAAUGACAUGGCGGGCAUCCACGAGGGCUUCGGCAAGAUCCAUGAGGCUAUUCUUCAGGCCCAGGGAGAUCGCCAAGCUGCCCAGCAGGCCGCUGCGGUCAAAGCCAUGGCUAAGUUGCUCACCUGGGCGAUUCUUGCCACGUCUUCCCUCGGCUGCAUGGCUAUCGCCGCCUACUAUAUGCGCCCCUAA
Molecule: messenger RNA, 561 nt
Organism: Thyridium curvatum
Lineage: Eukaryota; Fungi; Ascomycota; Sordariomycetes; Thyridiales; Thyridiaceae
Exons: 2
Coding region: 1-561 (186 amino acids)
Source: RefSeq, a predicted model, not a curated record